UAUUAAACGUCUCAUGUCCGACAUUUAUUGUUGAACACAGAACGAUCAUUAAAUAGCUAUUUAUUGAUAUUCCAUCUAAAGAAAAGAUUCUCAUGGAUGCUUCUGAAUUAAUUUUGAACCUCGUGCAGAAAGCCGCGGUUAAAACGGAAGUUAAGGAAAAAAAUUUAAGCGAUUGCGAAGGAUUUUCUAAUUGUGAUAGUCCAUCUCCUAGUCAACAUGCAAUCGACAACAAUUCAUUUUCCUGUAGCGCGCCUGAAAAGUCGCGAGGAAAUUGUAAAAAGGAAAAAUCUGAAGAAGAAAUGUUCAAGGUUUCCUUGGCGACGAACGAUGAAGAUUUGGAAAACGAUAAAGAGAAUGUAUUAAAGAAGAAGAUACGGUUGGAAGCGAGACAGAUUUGUAGUAAUCGUGAAAAAAGCGAUGAAGAGAAAAUCUUCGUGCUGCAGCAACUCGGUCGAUCGCAGAUACGUCCAGAAGGAUUCCCAGCAUUUCUAUGCAUCGAUGGGAGAAUUGCCGAUUCGAAUGGAGUUAAACGAAAAAUCCCACGACCAGCGAACGCUUUCAUGUUAUUCGCCAAUGAAUGGCGAAAAAAGCUCGCUGCGGAAAAUCCUCGGGAGUCUAACAAGGACAUUAGUGUUAGGCUAGUUUUUUUCCUUUAUAAUACAUAA
Molecule: messenger RNA, 665 nt
Organism: Apis cerana (Asiatic honeybee)
Lineage: Eukaryota; Metazoa; Arthropoda; Insecta; Hymenoptera; Apidae
Biological process (GO): cell differentiation; positive regulation of transcription by RNA polymerase II
Cellular component (GO): nucleus
Molecular function (GO): DNA-binding transcription activator activity, RNA polymerase II-specific; RNA polymerase II cis-regulatory region sequence-specific DNA binding
Source: RefSeq, a predicted model, not a curated record